Molecule: messenger RNA, 1750 nt
Organism: Cornus florida
Lineage: Eukaryota; Viridiplantae; Streptophyta; Magnoliopsida; Cornales; Cornaceae
Product: protein INAPERTURATE POLLEN1
Exons: 2
Coding region: 564-1379 (271 amino acids)
Biological process (GO): DNA-templated transcription
Molecular function (GO): sequence-specific DNA binding
Source: RefSeq, a predicted model, not a curated record
UUUAAGUUAAUAGUAAUAUUUGAUAUUAGAGACAAAAUUAAUCCUUGAUCCAAGGCGGAUUCGCCCAACUCGUUACACCAUACUCUUUUUAUGGUUUCACUGGAACCACAAUUGUUAAUUUCAAUUCCACCUCGCCUCUCUAUCUUCUUGUUCGAUUUCCCCCUAUUUUCAGUUCCCAAACAGUCCCUUAACAACAACUACAGUAUUAUAUAGCUUGAUCCCAAUACCCAAAUUUAGCCCAGUCGUUAAAAAAAAAAAAAAGCAACGAUCUUUUGAAACCCUUCCAUUUCCCUCCAAAAGCUUCAAUUCUCUUCUCUUCUCUGCUACAGAAGAAAGAAACCCUCGAACAUAUUCCACAUCUACAUCUUCCCAAGAUGUUCAAAGCAGUCUCUAAGUCCUCUCUAUUUCUCUCUCUCUAGAUAUAUAUAUCUGUGUGUGUACACACACACAGACACCUUUUCGUCUGUUUCUUUUUCCUUCAAGAAAUCAAAAGCUUCAAUUCUCUUCUCUGCUACAGAAGAAAGAAACCCAAGAACACAUUCAACGUUUACAUCUUUCCCAAGAUGUUCAAAGCAGUCUCUCUCUUCGGUCGCAAGAAGACCACACGGCCAUUCAAGGACUACUACGUUGAAUGGAUCGAAACCCUAAAGAACACCCUCCUCCCCCUCCUCCGCCAAUCAAUGUCCUCGGUUUAUCUCUCCCGCCGUCUCCUCUCCGCCCAUGUCGAAAUGAUCCACCGCCACUUCCAAGCCUAUUUCGACGCCCUAGACCUCGCCGCCUCCCACGACGUCGCGCAACUUCUCUACCCCGAUUGGCGCAAUCCCAUCGAAAAACCCUUCCUCUGGCUCGGCGAUUUCCACCCCUACAUCUACAUCAACCUCCUCAGAUCAUUUCUCGACGGUGACGAUGACUCUGACGAUGGUGAUAGUGGUGGUGGUGGGAUUCAAAUUGGGGAAGGUUGUGAAUUGUUUGAUAGGCCCUGGAAUGUUGUGAUGGCGUGGAAGAGCCCUUCUAGGGUUUUGAUGGCCCGAAUUGACCAGAUUGAACGUGGGUUGAGGCUGCUGGUACCGGCAUUGGUGGUUCGGGUGAGGGAUGUGCAGGCAGGGUUUGUGGCCCGGGUGGCGGUUGAUUGGGGUGAAGGAGAGAAGGAGGGGGUGAAGGAGCGGCUCGGGGAGGCCAUGAGGGCUCAGAUGGAGGAGAUGAGGGGUGUUUUCGUGGAUGCCAAUAGGCUUCGGAGGAGUGUUCUUGCAGAGAUUAUGGCAGCCAUUAAUGUUCAUCAGGCGGCUGUGUUUCUUGAAGGACUUGCCCAAUUCCUUGUUGGGUUUUGGGAUCAUGAACUGCUCGGCGAAUUCAAACGCUGUAAGAUGCCUAUCAACUGAUGAUUUCAAUUGGGGUUUUGAUUUUCUUGCUCUGCAAUGAGUCCAUCCUCUGAUUUCCUUCAUACACUGGAGUAGAGGGGUUGAACUCAAUUUUCAAAUUGAUGUGAUCAAGGCUACACCCUUUCAUGGUAACUUUUAUGAUCUAUUAUCAUCACUAUGUUGAUUUCUCCAUGGCUUGAGCUUAUUAGCAGGGCAUUACCUUUUGUCUAUAAUUAUCUGAGAAGGUACUCUUUAACCAUGUUGUGAAUUCUCAUUGUAGUUUUUUUCAAGGACAGUGAAUAUAUUUGCCAACUGUUAUGUGUAAAAUGCAAUUUUGAAAUGCUCUUAAAAUGCUGUUUUUGAGUUGAUAUGGGUUGAUUGAUACUUCUGGA